Loa loa (African eye worm) is the source of this 471-nucleotide messenger RNA. RefSeq lists its product as hypothetical. The record is from RefSeq and is a predicted model, not a curated record. The coding region runs from base 1 to 471 and encodes 156 amino acids. Lineage: Eukaryota; Metazoa; Nematoda; Chromadorea; Rhabditida; Onchocercidae. The transcript has a single exon.
AUGAAUGGAUGUUUCAGUGAUGUAACAGACGAUAAUUUGAAAAUGAUCGCAUCAGCACAUGCACUAUUUUCGAUGUUAGCUAAUGUCACCAAACAUCGUCAAUUAUCCAAUAUCACCCAAAAAUUAUCCACAAAGCAUACUGUCACCAUUAUUGAUCAAACGAAGAAAAUUAUUGAUGAUACAAUGAAUAUGAUUAAUAAUACAACUGAUAUUAAUACCUUAACAAUAAGGUUAAUAACAUCAACAGUAGCAACAAUAAUAACAACAACAUCAACAUCUACUUUUAUUCCUGAUACUACUACUACUACUACUACUACUAUUUCGACUACUACUAUAACAACAAACACUACUACUACUAGUAUUGCUGAAACAAUGAAAUCAAAACCCGCUAAUACAAUUGGCGAAUACGAUGAAAAUCCUAGCACUACUAUUAGUAGUCAUUUAAUAAGUUCAACUAAAUCCGGAAUUUGA